AUGCUGAGGUACAGCGCGCCGCGCUUCCCACCACCGCGAGUACCGGAGCAUGAGCCCAGGCGCUACCGAGACGCCGAAGAUCGCGGAGACUUGUACAGCCAGCCACAUUUCCCAGCGCCUCGAGUAGCGGAGCAUGAGCCCAGGCAGCCCAGGCAGCGAGAGACUGCCGAAUACCGAGAUUUGUACAGUGACCCGCGCAGACAAGGCCCAUGGAAUCAAGGCGUGCGUGAGCCAUGGAACGAAGGUGCACGUGAGCACUUCGGAGCUCGCGCCUGGGGCCAGCGGUUUCCUCCUCCGGAUCACUUCGAGCCGCCCAUGCCGCGCUAUGGGCUACGAGCUCCUGAGGGUUUGUCAGUGCCUGGCUUCGAUCUACCCAGGCAGCUCCCUUCAGAGAUCUACAGGGAAGCCGGCUUUGGGCGCGACGAUUUCGUUGCCAGCGAAUCGCACAUGCCACCUCUACUGUCAGUUCCGAAGGAAGUUCCCAAGGAAGAAGGUGGUUCCAAUCAGUUGUACCUCCCUGAGGUGAUAGUUAUGGGAGAUGGUCCUGUUUCUGAGCCGCCAUCCGACCAGGCCCCAGGUGGAAGCACCACGGCCAUGUCACAGUUACGCGCCUGCGAGGCGCAGCUGGAGUUGGCCGCCAAUGAGCUCCAUAUGACGCAGCAGGCAUUGAAGUUGUCCCAGGUGACGCCGGGCCAAGCGCGCGCGGACCUGGCGCAGCUGGAGGCACGUCUGGACCGGCUGCAGUGCCACAGCAUCGAUGCGGUGUCCACAGCCGGGCUUUCAUCUCAGGAUGAAGACGCGGCCCGCACUCUGCGGAGGCACCUCGUAAAGCAGGUGGAGCAGUUGCAAGGCCGCUUAGAUGAAACAUUCGAGAGGUUGAAAGGUCAGUGACGUCUGGACGUCUCGCGCCGUGCUGAGAAUUUGUCAAAGGCAAAGUUGGCAAAUGGUUGCCAGAACUGGAUCUUUGAAUUACAUACGGUAGAUUCAUGUAAAUAAUGUUUUUUGGACUUUGA
Molecule: messenger RNA, 1013 nt
Organism: Cladocopium goreaui
Lineage: Eukaryota; Dinophyceae; Suessiales; Symbiodiniaceae
Source: the annotation of a GenBank genome assembly